Messenger RNA from Blastomyces dermatitidis ER-3, 3648 nucleotides. Its product is annotated as RNA binding protein Jsn1. NCBI's taxonomy places the organism in Eukaryota, Fungi, Ascomycota, Eurotiomycetes, Onygenales, Ajellomycetaceae. The record is from RefSeq and is a predicted model, not a curated record. Gene Ontology annotation, molecular function: RNA binding. The transcript is spliced from 3 exons. The coding region runs from base 1 to 3648 and encodes 1215 amino acids.
AUGACUCCUUCAUCGAGGCCUGAUGGCCACCUCAACCUCAACUAUCUUCCUGUUUCACAACCAAUGUCCGGUACUUCAACGGGAAGCUCGUCGCCAAAUGAACAACCGGGUUCAAGUUCUAUGAAGUCUUCCUUUGGAGGUUCAAAUGGGUUAAACAGCACUGGAGGAGCUCUUGGAAGUGCCAGAAUGGGGGCUGGUUCCCCUUCUCAUGAUCUUGGCGCUCGUUUGUUCUCCAAGAGAGCUCGAGAGAUUCAGGCUCAAGAAGGUCUUGCUCCAAAUAUCUGGGGACCUCCAACCAGUGGCAACUCGACGCCUCUUCGCGAGAACAUACCGGAAUCCCCAAGCCAGGAUGAAUUCCCGGACUUGGCGCCUGCGCCCGAGAGCAGCCUCACUAGCCCUGCCCGUCGAACGAGAGCGGGGACAGUUCCUUCCCGUUUCUCUCCAGUUGGCACACUGAACGGUGUUGGCCCUCAGUCGUUCACCUCAAAAACAUCCAGACCCACGCCUUCAACAAGCCCGUUCCGCCCUCAUGCCGUGGCAGGGAUAGACUCCUCUAGCAGACCGCCUGCCCCUGGAAGCGGAAGCAAUACAGCCUUGCUUUCACGCCUUCGUGCCGGGUCCAUGCCACAACGUACAAGUGUGCUUGAUGGUUCGAAUCCGUUUGGGCCUUCUUUAUUUUCCACCAACUGGUCGUCAGGUAGGGAGAGAGCAACUACUUUAACGAGCAUCAGAUCAUCCGAGGGGCCCACGUCACCAGCGCAGUCGUCGUUUUCAAGAGAUGGGCUCGCGGAUGCGGACGUUAAGACCUUGGACUACCUUGGGCUUGCUGAAACUCCACAGCAAGCCCGAGUACAACUUGUCCGCCCAUCCGUCGACCAGCUCAUGCAACAACAACAACAGCAACAACAGCAGCAGCAGCAACAAACAUCAUCCUUACCUCCCCUUCUUGCUGACCUAGUAAUGAUAAAUAAAAAUUCCAAUCGGUUCCGCUCCUACUCUGUAAAUGCCAAGGAGAAAUACGCCGAAGACGACGAGGAUCAAUAUGAACUUCCGUAUCCGGGUGUUCCAUCGGGGUCGAUAACACCUUCAGCCGCUGCAACUGCUGCCCAGUUAGCUGCGACCCAGGCACAGAUUCAUCAACACAACUUAGCCGUGCAAGCAUUUGCCAACCAUGCAUCUGUGAGCCGCCCACGCCCACGUGCCCGUACUGCCGGCGUUUUGGAUACUCCUCCUCAGCGCUCAUCGAUCCGCAACUACCUUGCGACUCCGUCUAGACUUGAUAACAGCCUUAGCAUUGCAGACUUACGUAUUUCGGAGACUGCCGAAUAUGACGAUCUCCCAGAAGCAGUUCAGGUGUUGCAACUGGGCGGAAUGCAAAGCUUGCGACAAGGCCAGGAAAUGGUGGAUGAAACUAAUCUAGACGGUCCUACCAGAGCAUUGUGGAUUGGUAGCAUUCCAGUCUCAACAACAGUGACUUCUCUGGACGCUAUCUUCAAUGUGUAUGGCAAAAUCGAGUCGACAAGGGUUCUGACCCACAAGAACUGCGGAUUCGUUAAUUUCGAACGUGUAGAAAGUGCUAUUCAAGCCAAUUCCCUUCUGAAUGGCAAAGAAAUAUUUCCAGGUGCUGGACCCGUCCGGAUCGGCUAUGCGAAGGUGCCAGGGACAUCUGGUACGGGUACUCCCGGCCAAAAUGGUGACCACCAAUCGCCCACUCCUGACCCAACUUCCAGCGGCUUAGGUCGGGGUGGAACUAAUUCAGGUGGACAAGAUGGGACUUCCGGAACGGACCAAGCAAACGGACCUGCUCCCAACACACCAACUAUUCCACAGUUGGUUGAAUUGCAACCAGAAAUGACCCAAAUCGUUGCCGAAUUUGAUGCAUCCGAAGAAGAAUGUCAAAAUAUUACAGCGAGCAUUCAGCGAGCUGUGGUUUUCAAGUCAUUUGUCGAUGAAAUUCCUCCGAUUCCAGAACCAAGUCAAACUCGGGUCCAUGACGCCCCUAGACUCCGGGAUAUUCGAAAGCGGAUUGACAAUGGGACUCUUGCAGUGAAUGAAAUCGAGGAGACAGCAAUCGGGAUGCUUCCUGAGAUUGCUGAAUUGUCUUCCGAUUAUCUUGGCAACACGGUUGUCCAGAAGCUGUUCGAAUAUUGCUCAGAACCCACCAAAGAAAAGAUGUUGGCUGAAAUCGCUCCUCACCUUGCUGAAAUUGGUGUACACAAGAAUGGAACCUGGGCUGCACAGAAGAUUAUCGACGUUGCCAAGGACUCGACGCAGAAACAGAUGAUUGUAGAAAGUCUUCGUCCAUACACUGUGCCGCUGUUUUUAGAUCAAUAUGGCAACUACGUGCUGCAAUGUUGUUUGCGCUUUGGUCCUCCUUAUACCGACUUUAUUUUCGAAUCUAUGCUCAGUCGGAUGUGGGAGAUCGCCCAAGGCAGAUUUGGUGCCCGCGCUAUGCGGGCUUGUUUGGAGAGUCACCAUGCAACGAAGGACCAACAGCGAAUGCUAGCCGCAGCUAUCGCCCUACAUAGCGUCCAGUUGGCGACAAAUGCAAACGGUGCUCUCUUACUUACUUGGUUCCUCGAUACAUGCACGUUUCCACGUCGACGAACUGUUCUCGCCCCGCGCCUUGUUCCCCAUCUUGUCCAUCUUUGCACUCACAAAGUUGCGUAUUUGACGGUACUCAAGGUUAUUAACCAGAGGAACGAACCCGAAGCUCGCGAAACAGUACUAAAAGCUCUGUUCUACAGUUCUGGAGAUGAAACUUUGGAGAAAAUCCUCAGCGACCAGACAUCUGGCGCGACAUUAAUAUUUAAAGUUCUUACAACACCCUUCUUUGACGAGAGCAUGCGCGGCGAAGUCGUCAAGACUGUCGCAAAAGUACUAACGAAAUUGAAGACUACACCAAGCCAAGGCUAUAAACGACUUAUGGACGAGGUUGGACUGUCCUCCCGGGGCGGAGGAAACUCUCGGGAUAAUCAUCAUUCCAGGGACAACCAAAACGCCCAAAAUCCUAAUAAUGAAAAGAAUCAACACCGACCCUUAUCAUCUAGACAAACGAGCGCCAACAGUUACAAUUCUCAGUCGCAACCAGAGAGACAAUACAGUGGACAGUUUGCAACAGGACUACAGCCUCAGCAGUCCUUUGAUUCCCCAACUACAAUGGCACGAUCUAUUUCAUCGGAGCAGACUCUUCCUCCUUAUGACAUUUACGGGAUGGGUGGAGUGAAUGGUGUCAACGGACUCGUGAAUUUGUCUUCUAUGAGCAACAAUCACCCGUUUCCCCAGGAAUCAGUCCUCCCCAUCAAUCAGCAACAGCUCCAAUACCACGCAUUCCUCGCCUCGCAACCCCGUGGUAUGUCUCCUGGUGGAUUUUAUGCCCCUCAGAUGGCAGGGGCGAGCUUCAAUGGCUUCCCGUCUGCUCCAGCUGCUCUGGACAGCUUUCGAACCAUGCAGUCGCACUCGUCGCCCCUCCCCGGGCCUCCUCCGCAGAUAAGCGCAAGUCCAAUGCUUCAUCAGCCCCCAUUUGCUCCUCCUCCGUUCAACCAGGCUGUGAAUAAUGCUCAGAUGUAUCCAUCCUACCCCCAACAGUUCUACCAAUCCCAAGCCGCCCAGGUUCCACCGCCUGGCGGACGCCGUGGACGUAGAUGA